AUGGCGGACGAAGAUGACUAUAGCUCCAUCCCUUUGCAGGACCGCUUCCCCCACAAGGUCUGGAAGGUGAGAAAAGGAGCAUACGAAGAAGCCGCCAAGCUAUUCGAGAAGUCCCCCGACGAAUCCGAUCCGUGUUUCCGACCGUUUCUCAACGACCCUGGCUUGUGGAAUAAGGCCGUCCUCGAUUCCAACGUCGCCGCCCAACAAGAAGCCAUCAUCGCCUUGUGCGCAUUCCUCAAGUUUGGUGGACGAGACUGCUGUUUGAGGUCGCGAAACCAAACCAUCACUCCUAUUGUCGAGAAGUGUCUCUCGUCAACCCGAGCCGCUACCAAGCAGAAUGCUAUCGAAGCUCUGCUCCUCUAUAUCGAACUCGAUGUCGCUGGGCCUGUCAUCGAGGACAUGCUACCAGGCUUGUCAAACAAGGUCCCCAAGAACGUCGCUGCGACCCUACACGCCCUCACACAAAUCUUCCACAACUAUGGAUGCAAGAUCGUUGAUCCUAAGCCUGUCCUCAAGGCCCUCCCCAAAGCCUUCGGUGCUGCUGACAAGAAUGUCCGUGCUGAAGCCACGAACCUCACAGUAGAGCUCUACAGAUGGCUGCGAGAGGCUAUGAAGCCCAUGUUCUGGGGUGACCUGAAGCCCACCCAACAAACAGAUCUGGAGGCGCAGUUCGAGAAGAUCAAGGCUGAGGGCCCCCCUAAGCAAGAGCGUCUGCUCCGAUCGCAACAAGAAGCCAUCGAUGCUGCGCCCGAAGGUGGUGAAGAAGGUGUGGAAGGCGAGGAGGAGGGUGAGGAUGUCGGUGAGAUGGAUGCCUUCGACCUGGCAGAGCCUCAAGAUAUUACCAAGAAGAUCCCGCCCAACUUCAGCGACCUGCUCGCCUCAUCGAAAUGGAAGGAUCGAAAGGAAGCCGUCGACGGCCUUCACCAGGCCCUCAAUGUUCCUCGAAUCAAGGAAACGGACUUCAACGAGAUAACCCGAGGACUGGCUAAGUGCAUGAAGGACGCCAACGUUGCGGUUGUUACUCAAGCUGCAUUCUGUAUCGAAGCUUUGGCCAAGGGAUUGCGCAAGGGGUUCGGCAAGUACCGCACCACCGUUAUGCAGCCCAUCAUGGACCGCCUGAAGGAGAAGAAGGCCACAGUUGCCGACGCUCUGGGUGCCGCACUUGAUAGUGUCUUUGCUUCUACUGAUUUGACUGAGUGUCUCGAGGAUAUCACCGCCUAUCUGAGCAACAAGAACCCUCAAGUCAAGGAGGGCACCAUGAAGUUCUUGAUUCGAUGCUUGCGAACAACUCGUGACGUGCCCAGCAAGCCGGAACAAGCCACGAUCUGCGAGUCCGGUAAGAAGCUGCUGUCCGAGUCGAGUCCUGCGCUUCGAGAUGGUGGUGCUGAGAUUCUUGGUACCGUCAUGAAGAUUAUUGGCGAACGAGCUAUGACACCGCAACUUGAAGGCCUGGACGACAUCCGCAGGAACAAGGUCAAGGAGUUCUUUGAGGCUGCUGAGGUUAAGGCCAAGGAGAAGCCGAAGCCUAAGCCUGCUGCACCUAAGGCGGCUCCGCCUAAGAAGGUCAUGGGUGGUGGUAAGAGGCCGAUGGCCAAGAAGGCUCCUGCUGCUGCUGUGAUGCCUCCUGAGGACCCUCCCCUCGCCCCUCAGCCUACGUCUCGACCAGGUGGACCAGCUAGACUUGGGAAGCCCGGUCUGGGUGGACUCAAAGGCCCUCAGAAGAGAACUCUGGCUGGACCUGGCUCCCCUCGCCGAGCCCCUGCAGCCCCUGUCAUGCCCGCCGAGGAUGAGCCAGCGCCGGCACCUCAACCUCGUGUUGGCCUCUCCCGUGGACUCGCUGGCCGCUCUCUUGCGAAGCCUGCUGCAGCGCCACGCCCAGUUACACCAGCGUCACCCCCGCCUCUUACUGGCAUGUCCGCCGUGGACCGCGCCGAGCUUGAAGAGUUGCGAACAGCCAACGAGCGACUUCUCCGCCAGGUUGACGAGAUGCGCCAAGAGAGAAGCAAGUUCAUGUCCGAGAUUCAAGAGCUCAAGAACCAGAACGCUGGUCUCAUCGAGGACCACACACGAGAUGUGCUAAGCAUCAAGGCCAAGGAGACACAACUCGUGCGAGCGAGGAGUGAUGCGGAGGCUACUGAGCAGGUCAACGAUCGACUGAGGCGUGAACUUGAACGACUCAAGAGGGCUUUGAGCCGCGCCGAGGCCGAAGGAAUGCACAGCCCCGGCCUUGCUUCGCCCACACACGACGAUGUCUACCGAGACAAUGGACCUGGGUCUGCUAGCCGCCAUAGAAUGAGCAUGACCAGCACCAUGUCCGAAGAGAAGGAGAACGGCGAGCCCAUGGUUCCUCGUAACAAGCUGAGUCCCGAGAUGCGAUAUGCUGGCAGCUCGGCAUCAUCAGGUCGUGGCUCUCCGGCCAGAGGAUUCAGAAAUGUUGCAUCCUAUCGCGAUGACGACCACUCCUCUGGCAUGGCCCAACGGCCAAUGUCUUCACUGCCCCAGCCAACUGGUGGUAAUGGUGUUGAGAGUUGGAGAAGGGCAGCCGAGGUGACGAGCCAAUUGAAGGCCCGAAUUGAACAGAUGAAGGCCAAGCAAGGGCUCGCUCGACCUUGA
Fusarium vanettenii 77-13-4 is the source of this 2613-nucleotide messenger RNA. RefSeq lists its product as uncharacterized. The transcript is spliced from 3 exons. Bases 1 to 2613 code for a protein of 870 amino acids. The record is from RefSeq and is a predicted model, not a curated record. Lineage: Eukaryota; Fungi; Ascomycota; Sordariomycetes; Hypocreales; Nectriaceae. Gene Ontology annotation, biological process: mitotic spindle organization; establishment or maintenance of microtubule cytoskeleton polarity; microtubule polymerization. Gene Ontology annotation, molecular function: microtubule plus-end binding; microtubule plus end polymerase activity. Gene Ontology annotation, cellular component: spindle pole body; kinetochore; microtubule plus-end.